Messenger RNA from Panicum virgatum (switchgrass), 2681 nucleotides. Its product is annotated as SEC14 cytosolic factor-like. The record is from RefSeq and is a predicted model, not a curated record. Bases 1167 to 2225 code for a protein of 352 amino acids. NCBI's taxonomy places the organism in Eukaryota, Viridiplantae, Streptophyta, Magnoliopsida, Poales, Poaceae. The transcript has 10 exons.
CUCUUGUGCUGAUUUUGUUCACUAUGCGUUUUUUAAGUCGAGUUUUACUUGAGUUCUUGCUCAUAUUGUGCUUACCAAGUUCGCAUUUUUUGUGGAUUUGGUGCUGCUGAGCACUUCUGUUUUGUAUUCUUCUGAAGAACUGCUAGUCUCUCUGUUGUCCUGCUUGUUAGCCGUGUAAAGAUUAGAUCUUUGGAAUUUCAUUGUGUCCAGAGCUCAUUUUGGUCAAUUUAGUCUCGUUCUUUUUCGAAUUUUGAUUCAAAUUGACAUUUUCGCAUGCUUUAAUUUCAUUAUUUCCUGCUUCCGUCAUUUUUCUUUAUUUAUUUUUGUACUUUUCACGAGAAAAGCCCAUUUUCUGAUUUGAGCUCAAGUAUGCUUUCCCCAGCGUUUAUUAUUUCGAAAUUUUGGCAAAGGUUGCCCGACUUUCUUGUUUUUUUUUGAACGAAACUGUGGGGGAGAUCGCCCGACUUUCUUGUUGAUUUAAGUGAUGUUGGUUCUCACCUUGGUUCUUUAGUGAGCAUGUAUUACUUCUUGUGGGUUGGAGUGUUUUUGGAGUAACCAAUUUGGUGCUUUCAAACGUACCUUUAUGAUUUCGAAAUGAACUUCUCCGUUUGUUCUGGUUGCAUACGGAGGUAUUUGUUUGGAGAUCUCACGAGAGGUAAAUGAAAGUAGUACUCCGGUUGGGUUCUGACUGCAAUUUUGGUACAGUUGUGUCGGUGACUCUGUUGCCGCCUACUGUUCCUUCUCACCAUUCGGAGCCCAAAUGCUGUUUUGCUUCUUGUUUGACUCGUAACUAAUUCCAGUCAUGGCUGCCGGCUAGGAGUUUUCAAGACUUCCUACUUUCUAAGCAUGUAUGCUAGAAAUUUGUGAGGUUAAGUAAUCGCAAUAUUAGUUAGGAGUUGUAUGCUGAACUAGUCAUUUACCCCAUCGGUGGACUCUGUCCAAGCUUGUAGUUGGGUGAUGCAGACGCUGCGUGGUUCUCAACUAGCACUGAUUAAUAGCCGAAGAAGUUGCUGUUGUUAGAUUUGGACGUGUGCUGAUGAGGGUGGGCCUGGACGUUGACGUGUUCCUGAACAUCUCUGGCCCUGGUGGAGAUGUUUCAAUUGCAGAUUCGGACUUUUAUUUGGUCCUUGGAGUCCUUGUCAUGACUCAUGAUAAGUAUGUAGCUCAUGGAGUCAUGGUUGAUCUCAGGACUAUGUGUGCAGCUGCGUAACCACGCUGGAAUCACAAUAUGCCCACUAAGAAACAAUGUUUUUCUUUCUUAUGUUAUUUUUCCUGUCGAUAUGCUUGAUAUGUCCACUAGGAAUGUGCAUCAAGGAAAUCUGAGGGGGACUUUGGUGCGUUUUCUGAAGGCCAGAGAAUGGAGUGUACCUAAAGCUCAUAAAAUGCUUAUAGAUUGCUUAAAUUGGAGAAUACAAAAUGGUAUUGACAGCGUGUUGGCUAAACCCAUUGUGCCAUCUGAUUUAUAUAGAGCUAUCCGGGAUACUCUACUUGUUGGAUUGACAGGGUACUCCAAGCAGGGACAACCUGUUUAUGCAUUUGGUGUUGGUCUCAGUACUUUCGAUAAGGCUUCGGUGAACUACUAUGUUCAGUCACACAUACAGAUGAAUGAAUAUCGAGACCGUGUUGUCCUGCCGGCUGCAUCGAAGAAGUUUGGGAGACAGAUUAAUACCUGCUUGAAGGUUAUGGAUAUGACUGGCCUCAAGCUGUCUGCAUUGAGCCAAAUAAAGAUGUUGACCAUGAUUACAACUGUUGAUGACCUUAAUUAUCCUGAGAAAACGGAGACUUAUUACAUUGUGAAUGCACCAUAUGUUUUUUCGGCAUGUUGGAAGGUUGUGAAGCCACUUUUACAAGAAAGAACUAAAAAGAAGAUCCAAGUCCUGUAUGGCUCUGGGAGGGAUGAGUUAUUGAAGGUUAUGGAUUAUGAGUCACUUCCACACUUUUGCAAGAGGGAAGGAUCAGGUUCAUCCAGUGACUCUCUCGAUGGAGUUGACUGCUAUUCCUAUGACCAUCCUUUCCACCAGCAGCUGUACAACUACAUGAAGCAGCAAUCUCUGAAACUGGACUCUGUUGGCCCCAUAAAACAAGGCUCACUCCAUGUGGAUGUGCCCUCGCCUGGCCUUGAGGAAGUCAAGAUCGCCGAGACCAUCGAAUCAGAGCUCCACAAGUUGAGGGGAGGCAACGGCCUCACUCACUCAUUCAACAGAAUCAAGAUCGAAGGUCCAUGAGGGCGCGGUGAUUGAGAAGCGUGCGCCCAAGACAAUGGUCUAUGGUCCACGGAGGUGAUCUUGUUAUCUGAACCCCAGGAGCCUAUGGUGGGGGUGGUAGUAGUGCCUCUUGCUUGCAAUCACUGGCUGCAGGCUUGAGUAGGAUAAGUAGAGAAUGUAGUAGAGAACACGGGAUUCUAAUAACCGGUAUCCGAGAUUGUUAUCAUCCUAAUUAACCUAGCGACUAUCGUUGUAUUUUCGUGCUUAUUAUGUCAUGGGAAUUGUGACGUUUCCACCCAUGAAAGUUACCAGGUUGGAGUGCUCCCUAUGUAUCUAUGUAUAUGUAUAUAUGUCUGCCAACUCGGUGAAGUUGGUAUCUCAGGAGACUUGUACUUGCUAGCACCUAAGUUACUUGAAAAGUGAUCCUUCGGUUUGCGCGCAGUUUUUAUCAAUAAAGUUUUGCGUGCUGUUGAACUA